Molecule: messenger RNA, 1734 nt
Organism: Brettanomyces bruxellensis
Lineage: Eukaryota; Fungi; Ascomycota; Pichiomycetes; Pichiales; Pichiaceae
Exons: 1
Coding region: 1-1734 (577 amino acids)
Biological process (GO): TOR signaling
Cellular component (GO): fungal-type vacuole membrane; TORC1 complex
Source: RefSeq, a predicted model, not a curated record
AUGGUGCGAGUGCAUUCAUCGACCCAUCUUAAAGAUGAUGGUGCGGGAAAAAGAAAGAUGAGGCAGUUUGCAGCUGGAAAGUUAACAAGAAACAGUUCUCAUACGAUGCUACCGAGAAUAAGAUCAAACGAAUCAUUUGUAAGAACAGAUAGACCGUAUAUUGGGCGAUCCAGGUCAAGUGGUGAUGUUAUCAGGUAUAAUAAAUCAGGUUUAAGGCUGGGAUCCUUGACUGUUCUGGGACCACAUCAUAAAACAAGAAGUCUUAUCAACCUAGCAGGAAGAAAUGCAUCAUUGAGAGGUACAAAGCACAAGGUUAUAAUCGAUCUGGGAUCAAGUGAUAAUGAAUCAGGGAAUGAAUCUCCUGAGGAAGUCGAAUCGUUUGAUGAUGCUGAAAUUUCGCAGAGUAAAGAAAAGGCAGCAGGUAUGAAUUUGAAAAAAGAAGAUAACGUUCGAGAAAGUACGAAACUGCAACAAUCCGCUUUGAAUAAUAAAGUGAGGGAUAUGAAAGAAAAUAAACCGGAUGGCAGGAGCUAUUCCCAAGUAAAUAAAGAUCUUUUAAUUGAAUCUGUUCCGGAAAGGCUUAGACAGGAUCAGAAUGAAAAAGGAAACGGGGGAGAAAAACACGAGGAACUACUUUCUAACGGAAAUAAAGAUUAUGCUAUGAAAGAGAAGAGCAAAAACACUGUGAAUGAUAAAAAUUCGAUGUCCUAUAAUGCCGACUAUCUUUUAUCUCAGUCCACAGGACAGGAAAAGCCCAUAUAUAAGCCUAAAAAUACUCCAGACCGACAUAAGCACAUCACUGGAGAAGAGCAUGCCAGAGUUAAUGGCUUAAGCAAUGGAAAUGUUAGCAAAAGUAUCAUUUCAUCAAAUAUGCAGAUGCAGGCUGUGCCGAUGAAUCAGUCUAGUAGCAGUGCAUCUCUUUUAUUCCGACAAUCUGGGUUGAAUCUUGCAUCCGCAAAUUCUUUUUAUCGUACGAAUAGAUUCACACCCGCCCGUUUGAGAGAUUUUAGAGCUCCAAACCAUAGAAAGGUAUCAGAAGACCAAAAUGAGGAAAAGCACUUACAAAAAAACCGCAUGAGCGAAAACAAAGAAGGAGCCUCUACAGAUUCUACAGACUUUUCGAAUGACUUUAGUUCAUAUAUGGCAAAUCAGCAACCCGAGCUGCAGACUAGAACUCAACAAAAGUUAUGGCUUCAACGAAAGAAUAUUAGUUCUUUAGUGGAUAUUGCAGAUUCUAACAAUCCAUUUACAACAAAUGUGACAAGGUUGGAGUAUGAGAAGUUAUCAAGGGAGUAUCUAAGUAUCAGGCGUUUCAGCAAUCCUAUGCUGAGGUCCCUCGAUAAAAUGAAGGAGAUCCCAGGCUUGUUAAUACAGAAAACGCGGCCUGGAAUCGUACAAACAGAAACAGAAGAUGCAGGUACAACGUUAGGUAUUGCUUCAAGAGAAGAACCAUUUCGUGGCAGCUUUGAACAGUAUAAUAGGCAGGCAUCUACUUUCUGGAAAAAGUACAGUGAUCAAUUUUACUCGGGAAAAGGAGAGACAUUGAAUGUGGAUAGUAAAGAUGAUCAUUCUUCAAAGGAGAUCAACACAGAAGGCUCUAAUAAUUAUUACAGUUCUUCCAGAUCAGCAGCAUCUCAGUUUAGAGCAAUGCCUAGAAGAUAUCAACCCACGACAAGAGCUCAGCAGAAACUAGCUGCUUCCUCUUCACUGAACUUAGUUAAUUUACAACACUAA